Messenger RNA from Phlebotomus argentipes, 1004 nucleotides. RefSeq names its product thioredoxin domain-containing protein 15 (gene bug). NCBI's taxonomy places the organism in Eukaryota, Metazoa, Arthropoda, Insecta, Diptera, Psychodidae. Gene Ontology annotation, biological process: cilium assembly. The record is from RefSeq and is a predicted model, not a curated record. Gene Ontology annotation, cellular component: cilium. The coding region runs from base 44 to 943 and encodes 299 amino acids. The transcript has a single exon.
UGUGCAAAAUUUGCUGAAUGACAGCAAAACGUGAACCAAAACAAUGCAUAAAAUCUGCAUUUUCCUGCUAUUCCUGCCGCUUAGCGUCAUCCACGCCAAUGAAUUUAAGGGCCUCCAGUUCCUCAUCAACAUAAUCACCGGUGAGUUCAUGGAGUCGAAGGGCCGCAGCCCCGCAAUUCAGCUCCCCAACUCGGAAGAGAUGAGCGCUGUGACUGGCCAGACGAAUUUCUCCUUCGUGGACUUCAUCAGCCACCGGGAGAGGAGGAUGUGCUUGCCACACGAUGUGUACGAGGCCCAGGCGACCAAUGACUCGGACGGGAGUCAGAAGUCGAAGAACGUGCGCGUGAAGUGCAUCCCAAAUGCCACGGGCAACAAGACUGUUCAGGUGGUGCAGUCGAUGAAGGAAGUUGUGAGCCUCCUGUCGCCCCACGGGAACAGCACGAAGCGCAAUUUGCCCGGGAAGUGUGUCCUGGUGCUGUUCUUCACGCGCUCCUGUCCCGGUAGCGCUCUGAUGGGGCCUCACUUUGUGGCGCUGGCCAAGGUGUUCCCGAAUCUCACGCUCGCGGCGAUCGACGCCUUCAAAUACCACAAUCUGAACACGGAGUUCGGCAUCAUCGGGCUGCCCACGCUGAUGCUGUUCCACCAGGGACGCCCGGUGGUGCGCUUCAACGACACACAGUCCACGGUGAACAGCUUCAUCAACUUCGUGACACGGCACACGGAUCUCUGGCCGCCGUCCAUCCAGAACGCCUACGUCACGUCGGAGGACUUCAACGGCCCGCUGCCCAACAAGGUGGAGUACGAGACGGACUACUAUCUCUACCUCGCCUGGGCGUUCAUCGUCUUCUGCGCCGGAUACUACUUCACCAAGUCGCGCCUCUAUUCGCAGAUCGUGGAGAUGAUCCAGAGGAACUGGCGGGAAUCGGAGGCGCAGAUAGAAUAGUUCUAGUCAUCGCUGUAGCCUUUGUAAGUACAAUUAAACGUUUAAGUUAUGAUCUAGACCA